UCAAGUUUACAUAACUCAGUUCCUCGUAUUUGGUCCCACUUUACAAAGGUCAAGUGAAAAUCUUCUUUGACUUAUUAUUUGUUAUAUUCUUGUUUUGUAUGAUUUGGUCCCACUCGAUUUGAAAGUGCAAACAAUAUGACCAUGGUCAUCGCGUACGUGCAAUUGUGAUAUAACGAUUUCUGUGGAAAGGAUCGUUUUGUGUGUAACACAACAACUGAAAGGUGACACUAUGGAAACGUCUUCAGAGAGCAAAAACGUUCGGGCAUCAGUUCCAAGUCUUUGACACAGACAAGUUGAUCUUUGUUCAUCCAUCAUGGCAAUGGAAUUCCUGUUCGUUGUGUUCGUUGCUUCGUUGAGCCCAUCGUUUGCUGACCAUUCCUUGUGCGAAAGUCGUCCGGCUGUGUACUUCGUUCCUACUGAAUAUCAACAGCCGAACAGCGCGGAGAAGAUGGAAGAAUACCGGAAGAAUAUGGAGCAAGGGGAGAAACCGGAACUCAGUCAGAAAAAGCAAUACGUUAAUCCCAUGAAUAUGAAACUGUCGUGUAAGGAGAUCCAGCAAGUUGUACGACAUGCCGUCAUCGAGAAACUCAUGUUGGACCCGAUCUUGUUCCGCUUCCGUUAUGGGAACCGCUUACCUUUUUACGGUCAUCGUUAUCUUGGUGUACUUUUCCGGUCCCUUUACGAUCGUAUAGGCAAGAGCUGCUAUUGGAGUGCUCAUUUUAGACAACGAAGAGGUUUUUUGUGGAUAUACCAUCGACGUAGAAUACUCUCCGUUGAGUUUGGAUUUGGAAUAGGCGGAGGGGGGCGAGUAUAUAGUCUCCAUCAACAAGUCUGAAAUGCGCAGUGAUCCAUAAAACACCCGGAAAUGGAGAGGCGGAUAUUACGUUUCGAGCACGGUGUAUGCAUUGCUGGGGGAACAUUUCAAAUGGCGCAGAGCACGUAUUAAUUCCCACUUGAACGGAGAGUUAAUUUGAUAGCAAAAAACUAAAAAUCUGGAUGAGUUGCAGGAAAAUAGAUAUGAAAAUUCACCAAGCCGCACAUCAAGCAUGCCCGAUCGGAUGAUAGGCCAUCGAGUUUCAUCGCCGAAAUAAAAAGCAUAUGAUUUUGGUUUGACCUACAUUCUUUCACGGCCUGUCGCCCUUGCCCCACUAUCAUCUUCGGAGAUGAUCGGCUCGAUCAUAAGAAAAAUGGCUGUCAUUAUUAUAUAGACGCAUUUGUUUUCGAUGGCAAGUAGCGUUCGCCGUAUCUGGUUUGACAUUUUUAUCACGGACUUGUCGCCAAGUAUAUAGGGGUGCGCUAUCCUGUACGUUGUUGACUGAUGUUUGAUUUAUUCAUCGUUUAGUCACA
Molecule: messenger RNA, 1347 nt
Organism: Daphnia pulex (common water flea)
Lineage: Eukaryota; Metazoa; Arthropoda; Branchiopoda; Diplostraca; Daphniidae
Exons: 4
Coding region: 314-835 (173 amino acids)
Source: RefSeq, a predicted model, not a curated record